This is a messenger RNA of Camellia sinensis, 1504 nucleotides long. Its product is annotated as UDP-glycosyltransferase 74B1. The record is from RefSeq and is a predicted model, not a curated record. Lineage: Eukaryota; Viridiplantae; Streptophyta; Magnoliopsida; Ericales; Theaceae. Gene Ontology annotation, molecular function: quercetin 3-O-glucosyltransferase activity; quercetin 7-O-glucosyltransferase activity.
AAAAAAAAACAUAGAAAACAAAAUGGAGAAAACAAAACAGAGACCUCAUGUCAUAGUCCUCACAUAUCCAGCUCAAGGCCACAUCAACCCCCUCCUCCAAUUUGCAAAACGCUUAGCUUCCAAAGGCCUAAAAGCCACACUAGCCACAACCCAUUACACAGUCCCCUCCAUCCACACAAAAACAAUCUCCAUCGAACCCAUCUCCGAUGGCUACGACCAAAGUGGCUACAACCAAGCUCCAAAUCUACCAACCUACUUAGACUCAUUCAAAACAGUUGGUUCAAAAACUCUUUCUGAUCUCAUUUUCAAGUACAAGGACUCAGACUCUCCGGUGACUUGUCUCGUAUACGAUUCAUUGCUUCCAUGGGGUCCUGAGGUGGCUAAAAAACAUGGAAUCUAUGGAGCUGCGUUUUUGACAAACUCAGCAUCGGUGUGUUCGAUGUAUUGGCAGAUUGAGAAGGGUGUUUUGAGUCUUCCUGUUGGGGAUGGAAUGGUGCCUUUGGUGUUGCCUGGAUUGAUUCCUUUGGGAUUCUGUGAUAUGCCUAGUUUUCUUGCUCAGCCUGUUGGGAGUCACUCUGCUUAUCUUGAGGCUAUCUUGGAUAAGUUUUCUUGCUUGGAACUCAAUGAUUGGGUGUUUGUGAAUUCAUUUGAGGAGCUGGAGAGUGAGCUAGCAAAUGCCUUGUUGGGACACUGGCCAGUGGAGAUGGUUGGUCCAAUGGUGCCAUCAAUGUUCUUGGACCAACAAAUAGAGGGAGACACAAAUUAUGGAGCCAGUCUCUGGAACCCAAUUGGUGACCAAUGCUUGGCAUGGCUAGACACUAAACCACCCAAAUCAGUGGUCUAUGUGUCCUUUGGAAGCAUGGCACAAAUUUCAGCUGAGCAGGUUGAAGAAAUAGCAUGGGCCUUGAAAGGGGUCAACAAACCCUUCCUAUGGGUACUGAAAGAGCCUGAACAUGAAAAGUUGCCAACUGAGUUCUCAAACUCAACAAAUCAGAUGGGCUUAGUCAUCACAUGGUCUAACCAACUAGAUGUGCUGGCUCACCGAGCUGUGGGGUGCUUUGUGACUCACUGUGGAUGGAAUUCGACACUGGAAGGGCUAAGCCUUGGCGUGCCAAUGGUGGCGGUGCCGCAGUGGAGCGAUCAACCAAUGAAUGCCAAGUAUGUGGAGGAGGUGUGGAAGGUGGCAGUGAGAGCUAGAAAGGAUGGAGGAGUUGUGAGAAGAGAAGAGCUUGAGGUGUGCAUAAGGGAGGUCAUGGUUGGAGAGAGAAGUGACGAGAUUAGGAGAAAUGUGACCAUGUGGAGGGAACUUGCUAAGAGAGCAGUUAGUAGAGGUGGGAGCUCAGAUCAGAAUGUUAAUAAAUUUGUGCAAGUGUUGCUAACUGGAGAAAAGGGUAAGCCAUCUUGAUUGUCAUUUUUAUGAUUCUAUCUGAUCAAACUUUGCAAAAUAGCAUUCACAAUUCAAAAAACAAGAUCAAAUUAGCACUUAUAUUCACUAUUUUGAUAA